This is a messenger RNA of Rangifer tarandus platyrhynchus (Svalbard reindeer), 894 nucleotides long. Lineage: Eukaryota; Metazoa; Chordata; Mammalia; Artiodactyla; Cervidae. The record is from the annotation of a GenBank genome assembly.
AUGAAGCACCACUUUCCAGACCGUAGGGGAGAACAGUCACCCAUGGACCAGUCCACCCUCAGCCUGGCCAGCCCAGAGUCCAUGGAGGAGAGCACAGAAGUUGUGGCACUGAUAAAAAUGUCCUUCUACUUCCCAGGGCCCGUGAAGAGAGAGCAGCUGUCUCCACGGCCAGGCCCAGCCAUUCCCCAUGCAGAGAACAUCUACUUCUCGGGCAGGGGUCGGGGGAUGUUGAGCUGGAGCAGCUCGCCAUCAUCCCAGUCAUCCUCUGAGUACCAGUCCUACUCCCAGUACCAGUCUUGCUAUUCCUGCACUUAUGGGGACCAGGACGCUGCCCAGCAGAGCAUGUGUGCCUUCUACACCCACGUGCAGACCGUGCAGGGUGUGGCUGUGGCCUGGGAGACUGACAGUGGCUUCGAGCCAGUCACCCGACAGCCCCGCAUCCACGAAGCUGAGUUCAUCAAGAGGCAGAGGCGGAAAGGCUCCUCUUUUGAGAUGGCUUCCAAUACGGACCUGCGCUGGGAACUGGAAGCCAGCAAGAACAACACCAGCUCAGAGCCAGAGGACACGGAGCUGCUGGCGCCCCUGGAGUGCUGCCUGCAGGAGCUGCGGGACACCCCAGACUGGCUGGUCACCACCAACUACGGGCUGCGGUGCGUGGCCUGCUGCCGGGUCUUCCCCACGCUGGAGGCACUGCUGGAGCACGCCCAGUAUGGCAUCCAAGAGGGCUUCAGCUGCCAGAUCUUUUUUGAGGAGAUGCUGGAGAGAAGGAGGGCCCGGGACCAAGGGCAGGAACAAGAGCCAGAGGAGGCGCAAGAGAACGCUUCGGACAACAGUGAAUGUCCAAGGCCCCGUGUCAAGCUGCCUUCGUCACAGUCACAGUUGCAGAAGCACUGA